Messenger RNA from Acytostelium subglobosum LB1, 930 nucleotides. RefSeq lists its product as hypothetical. The annotation marks the transcript as partial. Gene Ontology annotation, cellular component: lysosome. NCBI's taxonomy places the organism in Eukaryota, Evosea, Eumycetozoa, Acytosteliales, Acytosteliaceae. The transcript has 3 exons. Gene Ontology annotation, molecular function: cysteine-type endopeptidase activity. The record is from RefSeq and is a predicted model, not a curated record.
ACAUUAUUAAUAUUGUUAUGUAGUGUAAUAGUAGUAGCUACAGGUCAAUCAUUGACUAGUAGUGAGAUUGAUAGCAUUGUUUAUACACAUAAUAAGUUUAGAAAGGAGGCUGGUCUGGUAUAUGGUCCAACUCCAUCAUCACCUCUAAAUGAAAUAAGAUGGAGUGAUCAAAUUGCCAAUAAGAUGCAAUCAUUCGUAUCAUCAUGUAAUUAUAACACAGUACCAGAUCGUUCAUUCUCAUCUUAUGGAUAUGCUUCAUUCCGUAUCUAUCCACCUUUCCAACCUGGACUAGAUUUAGAACGUACUUAUAAUAAAUCAGCUCCACUCUAUGAUUGGAACACAAAGAAAUGUAUAAAUAAUUCAUGUUGCUACAUGUAUCCAACUGUACCACAGACCAUCAAUGGAGUGCUGGAUUGGAGGACCUCAAACAUUGUCACACCUGUGAAGGAUCAAGGACAGUGUGGCUCUUGUUGGACAUUCGCAUCAACUGCCGCUUUGGAGAGUGCCUACCUGUUGUCAAAUUCUGCCACUUCAACCAUCAACUUGGCUGAGCAACACUUCUUGGACUGCACCUACAGACGUGAUGGUUGUGGUGGUGGCAAUGCCUACGAUGCCUACACCAACCUCAAGCCAACUGGACUGAUGUACACUGCAAACUACCCAUACAAGGCUAGAUACCAAGGAUGUCCAAGUUCAGUCACUGGAUCAACUGUCAAGUGGACUGGUGUCAAAUCUGUUAAGAAUGAUAAACAAUCAUUUCUUGACGCUCUUCAGAAAGGACCUAUUGCCGCAUCACUCUACGUUGACUCUGGAUUCAUGAACUACAAGAGUGGAGUGUACCGAUGUUCAAUGUCCUCCCAACCCAACCAUGGUGUUACAAUUGUUGGUUAUGAUUCAAACACUGAUGCAUGGAUAAUCAAGAAGUAUGUA